Molecule: messenger RNA, 849 nt
Organism: Microthlaspi erraticum
Lineage: Eukaryota; Viridiplantae; Streptophyta; Magnoliopsida; Brassicales; Brassicaceae
Source: the annotation of a GenBank genome assembly
AUGUCCCAUGCAGCCGACCGAGCGCAGCGAUGGGAAGCAAUGAACCGCGCUCGAUCCAUUCCUCGACAUGCGAUCAAAGCAUCCGGCCGAACGCACCGGUCGACCAGGAAGGCAAAUGACUACGGUCGACCCAGAUCAUCACCUCAUGACCAAGACCAUCACAUCACGGCCGACCCCGACGGCCGACGACAUCCCUUGCACGCAUCAGUUUCGUGGCCUAGAGAAGAGCAGCCCAUUGAUCAUAUUGAGAAGUUUGAAGAAAUCUGCGCUACAAGGAGAUGUAGUGGAGUUUCUGAGGAUUACUUGAAGUGUACUUUAUUCUCUUUCUCUUUGGUUGAGAAGGCAUACAAAUGGAUGAAGGCUCUUCCAGCAGGAUCAAUCACUACUUGGGAUGAGUACAAGAGAGCUUUCUUGAAGAAUUUCUACCCAAAAGAGAGAUUAAAAUGGAUGAGAAGAAGAAUCUCAGAAUUUCGACAUGAGGCACAUGAAUCAUUCUUUGAGGCUGUUUCACGGUUCAAGGAGUACAAGAGAGAGUGCCCUCACCAUGGUUUUACAGAGAUUGCUUUGCUAAACUUCUUCUAUCAAGGAGUUGAUGAGAAAUUCAAGAUGGCACUCAACAUCGCAAGUCAAGGGGACUUCAUGACUAAUACUAUUCUCAAGCCAACAUUCUCAUUGAUAACUUGGCUGCAAGCAACAAAUAUUCUUGCUUGGACUAUGAGAAAAACGUGGAGCAUCAAGCCAAGUUCAGACUUUUCAGAAAUCCUUGAGCUGAAAUCAAUGGUUGCUCAAUUUCUCAAGAACCAGCAAAGGGAUGCAUACCAAUGUGAGAACGGGAGCUUCUCAUGGUAA